Molecule: messenger RNA, 586 nt
Organism: Dentiscutata erythropus
Lineage: Eukaryota; Fungi; Glomeromycota; Glomeromycetes; Diversisporales; Gigasporaceae
Source: the annotation of a GenBank genome assembly
AUGAUAAUUAUAAAUAAUAUUCAAGCAGUUGAAUAUCCGACAUUAAAUUUUAAAGAAUGUUGCUGGAUAGGAACCUGCGUUUUAAAAUGUGCAGAUAAUCCUACAUAUCAUCCUUGGAGAUCUAAAGAUGUUAUUAGUUAUCACUUCUAUAAUAAUGCAAAAAAUGAUUCUACACAAAUAUGUGGCUAUCAAUAUGAUCCCGAAACCGAUCAAAUUAGUAAUACGUUAAAAUUUAAAAUUAAUUUUGCUAUUAUAUCCAACUCCACAGAUUUCCAAGUUGUCAGUCCAGUUGCACACAGAUGGAAAUAUAAACUCAGUCCAGUUAUAUUUGCAAGUAUUCAUUAUUUUGAUUUUCCAAACCAUCCUCUUCUUUUAAACAUUCAUAAAAAGUAUCCUCUUGCCAAAUCACUAAACGAUGUGCAUGAUAAUUUUAAUGCCUUGGUUGGUUAUGUCAGUGUGUCCAGUUCUAAUGAAAAUAGUGCUAUAAAAAGUCCAAAAAUUAAUAACAUUGAAUGUUGUGAUAUAAAAAUAAUAAUGCCUAAGAGCACGAAAGAAACGUUCUUAUUAGAAAAUAACAUCAAUUCUG